Molecule: messenger RNA, 1191 nt
Organism: Sphenostylis stenocarpa
Lineage: Eukaryota; Viridiplantae; Streptophyta; Magnoliopsida; Fabales; Fabaceae
Source: the annotation of a GenBank genome assembly
AUGAAGGAGAGGAACAAAGGUGUGGAAACUUACACCAAUGACAUGGAUUGCUACUACUACUCCACCUCUGAACUCCCAUGUAAGAAACACCCUUCUUCUUCUUCUGUUGGUAUAUGUGCUUAUUGUCUCAAAGACCGUUUGGUCAAGCUUGUGUGUUCUGACUGUGGAGAGCAAAGGCUUUCUUCUUGUUCCUGCUCUGAUGAGAUGAUCUCCUCACACCGCAACUCAUGCACUGUUGAGGUGGGAAGCGUUGGAAGGGUAUCAUUUCUCAUUGAGAAUGAGAAGAAUGAGGCCCCAGUUCUUCAGCAUUUGAAUCCAAAUAAGGCCAAAGAUAAGGAGGAGGAGGUUGUGGUGCUGAGGAGGAGCAGCAGCAGCUGUGUUGAGAUCAAGAGGCAUGGUGGGUUUUGGAGAAUUGGGAAGUUGUUUAGGAAGAAAAAGGAGAAGGAUUGUGGGAGAAGUGUUGUUGGGUUUGAUGAGAGGAAUGAGAUGUGGAUGCUGGAUCAAGGGGGUGUGUCUAGGUCCAGGUCACUAUGCAGCUUCAGAGGGGGAGGGCUAUUUGGAUCUGAGGACGGUGGGGAUUCAGUGUUGUCAGGUGCCAGAAGCUCAAUUUCGGCAGCUAGGAGUUCUGGGGUUAAUGGGGGUUUGAUGUUGGAAUCUGGGAGAAGAAGUGGAUACAGUGAAGCUGAGCCAAGAAGGAGUGGUUUUGAUGGGGAGAGGAGGGAUUUCGUGUUUGAUUAUGAAAGUGGCAAUGAUCUUAAUCUCAAGGGUGGUGGAAAGAAGGGUAGCGGCCUAAUGGAUGGCGAUGGGGGGUUCUAUGGGACAAAUAGGCGUGUGUUUUCACUCAGGGAGAGUGAUUUCAAAGGCAUGGAUGAGUCUAGCUUUAUUGACUUGAAGCUUGAUUACUCAUCAGAAUCUAAGCAUGAGUUUUCUGCUGCAAAGAUGAGCAACCUUGGUGACCCUUUCUCUUCUUUUAGAGGUGGCAAUUUCAUGGCACAUGAUGGGGGAGGUUCUUAUGGGGGUUUGGUAGGGGAUGGAGUUUUAACCAAUGGAGGGUCAUGUAGAAUCACAGUGAACGACAGAGGAAUCAAAAGGGGAAGGAAAAGCAUGAAGGGUUGGAGGUGGAUUUUCAGAUACCAUUCAAAUUGGGGAAGCUCAAGGAAAAGAGACGAAGAUUUCAUGUUCAAAGCCUGA